AAAUAGCGCCAAACUCAGAGUCGGUUCGAAAAUGCUGCUUCCGAUUCUUUUAUGCUGUGCGUGGGCGGCCGCGGGCCAACUGACCGAUUCGCCGCCUGUGGUGUCCGUACGUCAAGGCAGAGUGCGAGGAAGCACCGCCACCACGCAGUUGAAAAAUGUAACGUACCACGCAUUUCGGGGCAUCCCGUUUGCUCAGCCACCGUUGGGCGAGUUGCGGUUCCGGGCGCCGCGUCGAGCCGCUUCCUGGAGCGACACCCUCAACGCUACCCGAGAUAGGAGCGAGUGUACGCAAAUGGACGGGGUCCGUGUAGUCGGCACCGAGGAUUGCCUCUACGUCAAUGUGUUUACUCCUAAAAUCAACGCCAGCCUGCCAGUCAUGGUGUGGAUAUACGGCGGCGGCUUCAAUUUCGGUACUUCGAAUUUCUCCGUCUACAACCCCGACAACUUCGUCGAGCGAGAGGUGGUGUUCGUCUCGUUCAACUACCGUCUGGGCGUGUUCGGGUUCUUGAGCACCGGGAACCUGGACAGUCCGGGCAACUGGGGCCUGAAGGACCAAGUGCUCGCCCUCGAAUGGGUCCGGGAUAAUGUCGCACGAUUCGGCGGCAACCCGAACAAAGUGACCAUAUUCGGCCAAAGCGCAGGCUCCGCCUCCGUCUCUUACUUGGUUCAGAGCCCCAGAGCUAAAGGGUUGUUCCACGCGGCGAUAAUGGAGAGCGGCACGAGCCUCUGCGCGUGGGCACUUUCUACCGAUCCUGCGUAUUACGCUUUCCAAGUGGGCAUCGCUCUGGGAGUCAACACGGCAGACAGCGGGAAGCUGGUGCGGGAACUGCGAAAAAUCGAUUACGUCAAACUGAAGCUGGCGGACUUCAAGGUAACCGAGUCGCAGUUGGCGUUGAACCCGCAGGUUGGCAACGGGAUACCGUUCGCCCCGGUGUCGGAACCUUAUCACCAGGACGCCGUGUUCAGCGGCAGAAGCCACGAGCUCUUGAAACGGGGCGCGUUCAACAGGGUUCCGGUGAUCAUCGGUUACACGUCGAACGAGGCGGGAUAUUUCGUCAGCACGUCGAUCGACUCUUUGAGGCCUCUGCUUUUUCAAUACGACGCAGACAUAGCGAAACUCGCGCCGUACGACUUGACUCGCGACCGGAUACGCAGACUGCUUGCUGCGUCGUUGAUCAAGUCGCACUUCUUCGGCAACGGCAGCGUAGCCAACGCAACGCAGCAGGCUUUGUCGGACUAUGCCAGUGAUAACCUCUUCAACCGGCCGAUCAGGGAAACUGCCAAUCAGAUGUCGAAGCACACUAGCGUGUACCUCUAUUUGUUCUCUUACGUGGGAAGCGCGGUAAAAAAUUUCACGGGGGUAGCCCAUGCCGAAGAGCUGAGAUACCUCUUCAGGGACGGCAGGAACGCGAGCCGCGCCGACCGAACCGCCAGCGAUCGUCUUGUCACGCUGUGGACCAACUUUGCGAAAUCGCGGCAUCCCCUAGCGGACGGCGACGACAACGACGGACCGUUGCAAAAUGUCCGCUGGCCGACGGCCAAACGCGGAUUGAAUCGAGUAGACGACGACGUCAAUUAUUUGGACAUCGGCGAUGAUUUGCAAACUGACAGGAAUCCGAACCAGACUGACUGGACGUUCUACCGGGAAAUUUACCGGAGUUUCGGCGACGGCGUAUACACCACUUAUUAAGUUUAAUAAUUGUUAACCGAAACCAUAUGUAGAUAUCAUUGUUUGAGUAAUAAAUCUCUUUUAAAAAAACGUGUUAU
This is a messenger RNA of Cylas formicarius (sweet potato weevil), 1767 nucleotides long. Its product is annotated as venom carboxylesterase-6-like. The transcript is spliced from 8 exons. The coding region runs from base 32 to 1690 and encodes 552 amino acids. The record is from RefSeq and is a predicted model, not a curated record. Lineage: Eukaryota; Metazoa; Arthropoda; Insecta; Coleoptera; Brentidae.